Molecule: messenger RNA, 2194 nt
Organism: Microplitis mediator
Lineage: Eukaryota; Metazoa; Arthropoda; Insecta; Hymenoptera; Braconidae
Gene: Rh50
Product: ammonium transporter Rh type B-B
Exons: 10
Coding region: 654-2111 (485 amino acids)
Biological process (GO): ammonium homeostasis; ammonium transmembrane transport
Cellular component (GO): plasma membrane
Molecular function (GO): ammonium channel activity
Source: RefSeq, a predicted model, not a curated record
UAAAGCUCAAUAUCAAUUGUUUUAAUGUAAAUAAUUGAUAAAUGUCUUGUCAAAGUUUUAACCAAAUGUCGAUAUCAAUUUUAUUUGAAAGUAACUGUUUUAUUAAAUGUACGUAUUUGAACAGUCAUUGGUCAUCGCGUGUCAUAUAAAACAACCUCUAGGUCCACAUAAAGGAAAACAAAAUCAGUUAAUAAUCAAUAUGACCUAGAAUAUUCUUCAGUUCAUCGUUUAUCAAUUUAUUUAUAUUCUAUAUAUAUGUAUAUAUUUACAUUCAUAUAAAUGUAAAAAUCUGACACUUUUCACGUAUAUACAAAUGAGCAUAUCGGAUUGAUUGAUGAAUUGUUAUUUAUAAAAUUUAUAUGUCACAAGGACAUAAAUUUAUGUGCAGAGUGAUCGGGAUGCAAGUAUAAGAAUAUAUAUAUUAUAUAUUAAAGUACAUGUGUACAUAUAUUAUAAGAACAGUAUAGAGAAGAGGAAUAGAUAAAUAGUUAUGCAUACAUGACAUGCGACAAGCUCAGUGCAUUAGCGAGGGACAACGAGCUUGAUCGUGCAUCGGAAGUAUCGGCAUUAACUGAAUCGCGUAUAUCCGCUCGAGUGAUUUUAUAAGAGAGUUCUUUGAUAGACGCUUUUUAAUUCAACGAUUGCUGGUGACAAUGUACGAGUGGUCAAAAAAGUACCAGGUGCUGCGUCUUAUCGCCAUUGAAAUCAUCCUGAUGGUGCUGAUGGGAUUCUUCACAGCCUACGGACCCGAGGCGGUGCCGUCAGCUAGUAGAUCAUCGGUCAAGGGCGACCAAGUGUCCACUACGAGCAAGUCUAAUAUUUUACAAAAAGACACAUCUGUCUAUGCGAUGUACCAAGAUGUUCACGUCAUGAUAUGGAUUGGUUUUGGUUUCUUGAUGACAUUUCUGAAACGUUAUGGAUACAGUGCCGUUGGGUUGACAUUCCUUGUGGGAGCUGUUCUUCUUCAAGUGGCUUUACUCUUCGACGGAGUCAUUAACAUCGGCGAGAAUGGCAAAGUACCGCUUUCUUUAAUGGGACUUUUGAAUGCCGAUGUUGCUGUUGCCGCUCCACUAAUUUCAAUGGGGGCUGUUCUAGGGAAGACUACGUACAUGCAGCUUAUCGUAAUGGGGAUUAUUGAGCUGGCCAUUUACACUGCCAACAAAUAUAUCGGAGAACAUUAUUUUAUGGCAAUCGAUGCUGGAGGAAGUAUGUUCGUUCAUGUAUUUGGUGCUUACUUUGGCUUGGCUGUAAGCUUCGCUUUUGGUAUAAAAGAUAAACCUAAGGAGCAUAAUCUAGAGGGAUCAACAUAUCAAUCAGAUAUAUUUGCUAUGAUUGGUACAAUUUUUCUCUGGCUCUUCUGGCCUUCCUUCAAUAGCGCUUUGCUCCAAGAUGAUGAUCAACAACGAGCAAUUAUAAAUACUUUGCUUGCAAUAUCAGCAAGCUGCGUGGCUGCUUUUGCAGUUUCUGCUUUAGUCUCGGAUGAAAGUAAAUUUAAUAUGGUUCAUAUACAGAAUUCAACGCUUGCUGGUGGGGUUGCUAUUGGAACAGCUGCAGGAAUGAUGUGCGAACCAUUCGGAGCAUUAAUUGUCGGUGGUUUUGCUGGGAGUCUAAGUGUCUUGGGAUAUAAAUAUUUAUCUCCAUUGAUCCAAAAAAAAUUAAGAAUUCAUGAUACUUGUGGUGUUCAUAAUCUCCAUGGGAUGCCUGGUAUGGUUGCAGGAAUAUUUGGUGCUUUAAUGGCUGGAAUUGCUUCAGAAGAUAUGUACAGUGACUCACUUUAUCAGAUAUUCCCGGCAAGAGCUCCUAGUUCUGGUGAAAGACUCGCUGAAUUGAAAAGUGAAUUAGGAAUAAACGCAGGCAUUGAUAGAACUGCUGGUCAACAAGCCGCGUAUCAGUUACUCGCACUAGCUGUCACAUUUAUAACUGCUAUUGUUUCUGGAGUAAUUACUGGAAUUUUUUUACGUAUUGAUAUUUGUGGUACCGUAUCUGAAGUAAAUAAAUUUAAUGAUGCAUUAAAUUGGGAACUUGAAGAUGAUAAUGAACAAGAGAUACCACGAAAAGCACGAGAAAAUAAUUCUAGAGUAGUCGAGCAAGUUCCCAUGAGUCAUAUAUAGAUGACUAUCAAUAAUUAAAUAUGAUUUUAAUUAUAUUUAUAUCUUUGCUAAAAAUUAGUUUAAACUUUUUUAAAUAAUUUUAA